AUGCGAGGAAGGUCCGACAAAGCAUAUGGCUAUGAUGAGGAAUACGGGCAGUCGCAUGCGACUCACUGCCCUGGUCCACCUUCCUGUCCCUUGUCCAUCCCCUCUCGGAGACAGUACCUGCGACGUCAAGGCCGUCGAGAACUGCUUCUCUCCGUCGCAAUGAGGCUCGCCAACAUCCUCAGCAUCGCCGCUCUGGCGGUCCAGGCCAGCCACGCCCUACUCGGACGACCUAAGCAGCUCUUCCAACCCGCCCACAGAGACCUACUUCAGGAUGUCGUCACCUUCGACAACUACUCUCUGUUCAUCAACGGCGAGCGCCAGUUGAUCUACUCUGGAGAGUUUCACCCCUUCCGACUGCCUGUGCCUUCCCUCUGGCCCGACGUCAUGGCCAAGAUCAAGGCCUUGGGCCUCAACACCAUCUCCAUCUACCUGCACUGGGGCGCUCUCGAGGGCAAAGCUGGCGACUUCAACGCUCAAGGUCCUCUCGUCAUCGAGCCUUUCCUGAAGGCUGCUCAGGCUGCUGGCUUGUACAUCAUCGCCAGACCUGGUCCCUACGUGAAUGCAGAGGCCACAGGUGGGGGCUUUCCCGGAUGGCUCCAGCGCAUCGAGGGAAAGUUGAGGACUAACGCAACCGACUACUUAUCUGCCACCGACAACUACAUGGCAGAAGUCGGAGCUCUCCUCGCCAAGUACCAGAUCACCAACGGCGGCCCAGUCAUAUUAGUCCAGGUCGAGAACGAGUACACCCAGGCCCAGUCCGGCUCCGGGGUUGUCUUCCCAAACGGCGAAUACAUGCAGUACAUCGAGGACCAGCUUCACAACGCCGGUGUUGUGGUCCCAUUGAUCAGCAACGACGCUAGACCCGCCGGGCACAAUGCUCCCGGCACUGGUGUCGGGGAGGUCGACAUCUACGGCCAUGAUUCCUACCCUCUUGGCUUCGACUGCGCCAAUCCUUCCUCAUGGCCGGCCAACGCGAUCCCGACAACUUUCCGCCAGUUACAUCUGCAGCAAAGCCCGAGUACUCCGUAUACAAUCCCAGAGUUCCAAGGAGGGAGUUUCGACCCUCCAGGAGGUGUUGGCUUCGAGAAAUGCUCUGCGCUCGUGAACAUGGAGUUCGAGCGUGUCUUCUACAAGAACAACUAUGCAGCUGGCGUCACCAUCUACAGUCUAUAUAUGAUCUUUGGUGGAACCAACUGGGGUAACAUAGGCCACCCUGGUGGAUAUACAAGUUACGACUACGGCUCUGUUAUCCGCGAGGACCGUGCCGUCGACAGAGAGAAAUACUCUGAAUUGAAACUUCAGGCAAACUUCCUCAAGGUCUCUCCCGGCUAUCUCGUAACCUCUGCCGCAAACUCGUCGUCAAGCGGCGUCUACAACACGAAUGCGGACGUGAUCACCACUCCACUGCUGGGGUCCAAUGGAUCAUUCUUCGUCGUUCGGCAUAAAGACUACACUUCCCAGGCCUCGUCCAACUACACCUUGACAUUGCCUACUUCGGCGGGAACUCUUUCCAUCCCCCAACUUGGUGGAUCUCUAAGCCUGAAUGGCCGUGACUCCAAGGUCCACGUCACUGACUACCCCGUCGGGGACUCGAAGCUACUCUACUCCACGGCCGAGAUCUUGACUUGGCAAGUAUUCGACAAUAAGACAGUGCUCAUCGUCUAUGGCGGCCCCAAUGAGCUCCACGAGCUGGCAAUUCUAGGCGCAACUGGCGCAACUGUGGUUGAGGGAGAUGGUGUGACGAUUCAACAGACGAACAGUUCUGUCGUCGCCCAAUGGCAGACCUCUGCUGACAGGAGGAUUGUGCAAAUUGGAGAUCUCUUUGUCUAUAUUCUUGAUCGCAACACGGCUUACAACUACUGGGUUGCGGACGUGACAGAUGGGUCUGUGGUUGUUAACGGACCGUACUUGGUGCGGUCAGCGUCGAUCGAAGACGACAAGUUGAUCUUGGCGGCAGAUUUCAACAAGACAACAAGCAUCGAGAUUAUCGGUGUGCCUUCGACUGUCACCUCAUUGCAGGUCAACCAAGCCACUUUGGAGCAUAGUACCGACUCCUUGGGCUCAUGGACUGCUAGCCAAGACUACUCGCCCCCUGACUUCAGCAUCCCCGACCUUUCUAGUGCCACAUGGUACUACAUUGACUCUCUUCCUGAGGUUCAGGCCAGCUACGACGACUCAGCGUGGCCCAAUGCGGACCACACCAACACCACUAAUCCAGUAGGCUCUCCUCUGCUCACGCCUGUCUCUCUCUAUGGCUCAGACUAUGGCUUCAAUACGGGAUCUUUGCUAUUCAGAGGUCACUUUACUGCCUCUGGAAAUGAAUCCAAGAUCGAGCUUAGCACACAAGGCGGAGAAGCCUUUGGUGCGUCGGCCUGGCUUAACGGCACUUUCAUUGGCUCCUGGGCAGGAAAUUCCGUCGAGGAAAACUAUAACUCCACCUUUACCCUGCCUAACCUGGCAGCAGGAAGUACAUACGUGUUCACCAUCUUGAUCGACAAUAUGGGACUGGACGAGAACUACAAUGUUGGAGGUGAUGUACAGAAGAAUCCUCGCGGAAUCCUCGACUACACUUUUGCCUCAGAUAUUACAUGGAAGGUUACAGGCAAUCUCGGUGGCGAGGACUACGCCGACCGCAUUCGUGGCCCCCUCAACGAGGGUGGUCUUUAUAUCGAGCGUCAGGGUUACCACCAGGCCUCGCCGCCUCUGAGUGAGUUCACAACAGGCACAUCGCCGUACGAAGGAAUCACUUCUGCAGGUGUGGCUUACUACACGACAAACUUUACCCUCUCACUUCCAUCCGAUCAAUGGGACGUCCCCUUGUCCCUAGUGUUCGCCAACGACACCUCCGCGGCUGCGGCCUCACCGUACAGGGCGCUGAUCUACGUCAAUGGGUACCAGCUUGGUCGGUACACGAGCAACGUCGGCCCCCAAACUGAAUUCCCUGUGCCUGAAGGCGUUCUAAACUAUAGCGGAGAGAACUGGCUUGGUUUAGCGCUGUGGGCAUUGGGUAGUGAUGGCGCGAAGGUGCCCGGGCUCAACUGGACACACAGCUCGACGCCUGCGCUGACGGGCUGGGCCACUCCGUCGCUUGUGGAGCAGCCUUCUUGGGAGGCAAGGCCGGGGGCAUACUAA
Messenger RNA from Diaporthe amygdali, 3132 nucleotides. RefSeq lists its product as uncharacterized. The record is from RefSeq and is a predicted model, not a curated record. The transcript has 4 exons. Bases 1 to 3132 code for a protein of 1043 amino acids. Gene Ontology annotation, biological process: carbohydrate metabolic process. Gene Ontology annotation, cellular component: vacuole. NCBI's taxonomy places the organism in Eukaryota, Fungi, Ascomycota, Sordariomycetes, Diaporthales, Diaporthaceae. Gene Ontology annotation, molecular function: beta-galactosidase activity.